CAUAAUUUGAAAAAUAUCUUUUUUAAACCAUGUUUUCUCGCAAACUGUACCAUUGAAUUCUCAAAAAGUUUUAUAUCAACUAUAACGGACUUUAUAUACACAAUGUAACCGUAGAUGUCUCACAUAUACAAACAUAUUAGGAUUUAUGGAGUCAAAGGAGCCACUGGGCCCAUCCCCGGCUUUAUUAGCCAAACGUGAAUUAGUUAAACAAAAUCAGUGGUGUCAGAAAUCGGACAUCGAAUUCGAUAGCUGGUGUGACCCAGAUAAUCCUAAAACAAUAACGUAUAAGGAUGUCAUCAAAGCAGCAGUGGCCAUCAAAGAAGAAAUACCGAAAACGCCCCUUAUGGUUAUCUUCUUUGUUAAAAUACUGGAAAUGAGACUAAAGAUGUUUAUUCUAUUAUUAUCCUAAAAAAUAUAUAAUUAAUAUCAUCGUCAAU
This is a messenger RNA of Diatraea saccharalis (sugarcane borer), 437 nucleotides long. Lineage: Eukaryota; Metazoa; Arthropoda; Insecta; Lepidoptera; Crambidae. The record is from the annotation of a GenBank genome assembly.